AAAUAUUGUAUCAUAGAAACCAAGAUUCGGAUACACAUGUGAAUAUUCCAGCUACGUUUUAAUCCUCUAUAAUAGCGAACUCUAUCUGGUGCUAUGAGAAUCAAUUGCUUGCUUCGCCCUUAUCAGCUUGGUACCAAUUCAAGCUUCGAGAAAAUAUCCCACGACCAUCAUAAUCGUCAAUCUCUCAUCGAAGUAGUAGAUAAUCACAAACAGAGCGGCUGAUAUGCUUGAACAUGAUCAAUUAACUAGUUAGUCUUCCAGGGUGGCUCCACUCUUGCAGUCACUCAAGACGCUUUCUCAUUUAUCAUCACUGCCUCCAUCCCGAGGACGAAAACCACAAGAGAGAGUCGCAGCCAGUCCGCCACGGAAUUUCGCACAAUUCUCACUUGUCCCGCUCUCCUUUCCAGCUACCAUGCCGUCGUCGACACCCGAGGGAUCUCUCAAGCACCUCUCUGACCUUACCCCGCCUUCUCAGGACCGCACCUGGCUCACCUCCCCGCACCCGCGCCUCCCCAUAGCUGCAACAUGCUGCGCUGAUAAAUCAGUUCGAGUCUACUCCCUCGUGAACUUUACCCUCUUAUCUACCAUAUCUGGCGGCCACAAACGCUCGGUGCGGUCGUGCGCUUGGAAACCCCACGUAAAAGGCGAAAGCGUGCUCGCCACAGCUAGCUUCGAUGCUACAGUUGGAGUCUGGAGACGAUGGGAUGGAUUUGGGAGAGCAGAACGGGACAUGCUAGGACUUGCAGGUGGAUUAGCGGAGGCGGACCGCCAGGAGGGGGAUGAUACGGAUGGUGAUGAAGAGGAUGAAGAUGAGGAGUGGGGUUUCGCCGUGCUGUUGGACGGGCAUGAUAGCGAGGUGAAAUCAGUGUCUUGGUCUUCUGGCGGGUCACUACUAGCAACGUGCUCGCGUGAUAAGUCGAUUUGGAUAUGGGAAGAUCUAGAGGAUGGGGAUAAUAAUUUUGAAACGGUGGCCGUGUUGCAGGAGCAUUCAGGUGACGUGAAGUGGGUGGCAUGGCAUCCGGAGGAGGAAUGUCUCGCUUCGGGGAGCUAUGAUGAUACCAUUCGGCUCUGGAGAGAGGAUGUGGACGAUUGGGGACAGGUAGCUUGUCUAAGAGGUCACGAAGGCACUGUUUGGUGUGUCGAAUGGGAGGCUCCUACGUCAAUCGCUGGUGACAACGGCGAUGGCGCUCCUACUACUAUGCCAAUUGAUCCCGAAAACGGGAAACUGGCACCAUGCGAACGAAAGAAAUGGAUAGAAGAGCGUUCUAUGUCUGGUCCACGGCUUGUUUCCUGCUCAGAUGACAAGACCAUCCGAAUAUGGCGAAAACAACCCCAAGAAAAGCCACCUCCGGUUCAGUAUUCAUCAAUACCGAGUACAAUUCGUCCUGCUACUAUUGAUGAAACCUGGAUCGAAGAAUGCCAGUUACCUGCCAUGCAUGACCUGUCUAUAUACUCCGUAGCAUGGAGCAAGAAGACAGGUCUAAUCGCUUCCACGGGCGCAGAUGGACGGAUUGUCAUCUAUCAAGAACGUUUCACAUCCAAACCUCCGGCGCACACCACAUCAGAACAAGAUAAACCAGAUUCAGCACGAGAGACCCAGAAAGCCAACGGAGGGAGAACCGCACCAUCUACAGCAUGGGAAGUUGUAGCAUGUGUGGAUGCCGCUCACGAGAUUUAUGAGGUCAAUCAUGUCUGCUGGGCGAAACGAGCGGAUCAGCGCAAGUCUCAGCAACAAAAUUUAGACAAUUCGGAAAUGGACCAUGCUAAUGAAGAAGAGGUCCUUUUAAGUACUGGAGAUGAUGGUGUUGUCAGAGCCUGGACGUUAGAGCGAUAAUUCCCCUCGACGCCGUGCUUCGAUUUUGAGGAAUCUCUGUUCCAUUACUGCGUACAUUUAAGCCCGGA
Coccidioides posadasii C735 delta SOWgp is the source of this 1902-nucleotide messenger RNA. RefSeq names its product Cytosolic iron-sulfur protein assembly protein (gene CIA1). Lineage: Eukaryota; Fungi; Ascomycota; Eurotiomycetes; Onygenales; Onygenaceae. Gene Ontology annotation, biological process: iron-sulfur cluster assembly. Gene Ontology annotation, cellular component: cytosolic [4Fe-4S] assembly targeting complex. The record is from RefSeq and is a predicted model, not a curated record. Gene Ontology annotation, molecular function: protein binding.